This is a messenger RNA of Vitis riparia (riverbank grape), 5230 nucleotides long. Its product is annotated as FIP1[V]-like protein. The coding region runs from base 65 to 4456 and encodes 1463 amino acids. Gene Ontology annotation, biological process: mRNA processing. NCBI's taxonomy places the organism in Eukaryota, Viridiplantae, Streptophyta, Magnoliopsida, Vitales, Vitaceae. The record is from RefSeq and is a predicted model, not a curated record. The transcript has 9 exons.
ACCCUUCCCAAAAAGGCACAUCUCUCUCUCUUUCUCUCUCUCUGAACUCCUGUCGCUCCCUCACAUGGAAGACGAUGACGAGUUCGGCGAUCUAUACACAGAUGUUCUCCGACCUUUCUCUUCGUCAUCUGCUCCGCAGCCGCAUCAAUCAUCAUCAAAUCCUGCGUCUUUCAACCCUUCGAUCGAUCUCAACACCCACAGCGAUGAUGAAGAUUUUUUGUACGUAGCUCCCAAAUCCAAUUCGACCAUCUCUCACAAACCCAUUAAUCAAACCCUAGUUCCCGAGCCCCAAAAGCCGCCACCGGAAUUGGGUACCGCCCAAAGUCGAGAUUCUGGUCUGAAUUUUGGCGGCGGCGAUGUGUUGGUGGAGCAGGGAUUGGGGAAAGGGGGCGAUUUUGUUGGGGGUUCGAAGAAUUGCGCGGCGGAUUCUCUGGAGUUGGGUGGUUCUAGGGUUUUGGAGAGUGGGGAUGUGAAAUUACCCGAUGGGGCUUCUGAAGAUGAUAAAUCUGGAGUCGAUGCUGGGAGAGGCCGUGGAGGUGAUAAGGAUGUAGAUUUUAUGGAGAAAGAUGUUAAUUUCGAUAUUGAAGAGGUCGAUGGCGAAGCUGGAGAUGUGGGUUUGGACCCAAUUAUACCUGGGCUCUCAGCUGCCCCUGCAAUACCGAGUCUUGAUGCUCCAGUUGAGCCUCAAAACCGAGAAAAGACGAAUGUUGUGGCUCGCGAUGAUGCUAGUGUCCAGGGCGAUGAUUGGGAUAGUGAUAGUGAGGAUGAUUUGCAGAUUGUGCUGAAUGAUAACAACCAUGGGCCUAUGGCUGCGGAGAGAAAUGGGGUGAUGGGCAGUGACGAUGAAGAUGAAGAUGGAGACCCUUUGGUUAUUGUUGCUGACGGAGACCAAACUCAUCCUCCGUUGGAGGAGCAAGAAUGGGGCGAGGAUACUGCGGUGGAUGGCGAGAGGAAGGAAGGGGCUGAUGCAGCCAAAGUCAAUGGUGCAAUUGCAGGACCCCCAAAAAUUGGGUAUAGCAGUCAUGGUUAUCAUCCAUUUCAUUCUCAGUUUAAGUAUGUGAGACCUGGUGCAGCGCCUAUUCCUGGAGCAGCAGCUGUUGUUCCUGGAGGAACCCCAGGUCAAGUUCGUCCACUUGCAAAUAUUGGCCCUGUACCUGGUCGUGGUAGAGGUGACUGGCGACCAGCAGGAAUAAAAAAUGCUCCUCCCAUGCAGAAAAAUUUUCAUUCUGGGUUUGGGGCACCUGCUUGGGGUGGCAAUAUGGCAGGGCGUGGUUUUGGUGGUGGACUAGAAUUCACGCUUCCUUCUCACAAGACUAUAUUUGAUGUUGAUAUUGAUAGUUUUGAGGAAAAACCAUGGAGACAUCCUGGUGUUGAUAUAUCUGACUUUUUCAACUUUGGUUUCAAUGAGGAGAGCUGGAAACAGUAUUGCAAACAACUGGAACAACUCCGUCUGGAGGCUACUAUGCAAAGCAAGAUUCGUGUUUAUGAAAGUGGGCGAACAGAGCAGGAGUAUGAUCCCGAUCUGCCACCAGAACUUGCAGCAGCAGUAGGUAUUCAUGAUGUUUCGGCUGAAAAUGGAAAUCUUGGAAGGGCUGAUGUUGGACCUAGUGAUUUAGCAAAAGCUUCUGCUCGUGUGCGGCCACCAAUUCCGACUGGGAGAGCAAUACAGGUGGAAGGAGGUUGUGGUGAACGUCUUCCUUCUGUUGAUACUCGACCCCCCCGAGUUCGUGAUUCUGAUGCAAUUAUUGAGAUUACAUUGCAGGGCUCUUUAGAUGAUGAUUCCCCUACAGGGAAUGGUGCCCCAGAGCCACCAGAUAAUGAUCUUCCUAGAGAGGAUCUCAGAGUAGGCAAUGAAGUUGAAGAUGAUGCGGCACAGGAAGAUACUGAAUAUUUUGACAGUUUUUCAACCACUUAUAGUGGUAGGAACAGGGAGCUGGUUGGAAGAAGUGCACCUUUCAUGAAUUCCCUUCGUGAUGACAUGCCUGGAGGAGAUGGAAUUCUGCCCUUCCCUCCAGAGGCACCUGUUCAGUAUCGUCCUGGUUCUAGGGGGCAGGACCCUGUACAUCCUGGUGGGAACUUAGGCACUCCUCAUGAGGACAGGCGUAUUCGUGGAAGAGCACAUGGUAAAUCACCCCACAUGACUCCUAUUCAGAGUACACGUGAUAAUAGAUUCCUUGAUAGCCAGAAAGAAGAAUCAGUUGAAAGCAUGGAUGUUAAGGGCAUGACAUCAUCUCCUGUUAGAGUUGCUCCUCCUCGGGAGCCUAGUGUUGAAAAGAAAGAUGCUGUGCAUGAUGAAAUUGAGCUGGCUGAUGGAAUGGAAAGAGAGGAAUUGACUUCAGAUAUAAUUGUCACAACUGAUACCUCUAAAGUUGGAAAUUCAGUUCAAUCCGGGAAGAAACAAAAACUAAGUUCUCGUGUUGAACAACCUCCACCCCAAGAGCUUGAUGGUGGAAUUGUGCUGGCUGAUGGAACCUCUGGAAUGGAAAGGGAGGAACUGACUUCAAAUACAAUGACCUCAACUGAUGCCCUUAAAGAUGAAAAUUUGAUUCCAUUCGGGAAGAAACAAAAACUAAGUUCUCGAGUUGAACAACCUCCACCUCAAGAACUUGAUGGUGAUGAGGACUUAAAGGCUACAAGAAGUAGUGAAAAUAGCAAAGCAAGAUCAGAAAGCAGCAGAGAUCUUCAGAAGUGGCAUGAUGGUGGUGAGGAGGAAGUUAUUGAAGAUGGAUCUUCUGUACGCAUGGGGAACAGCAAGAGGCACCUUGACGAAGAUGAACAAAGCUUCCGGAGAAAAGAUCGUGAUGGAAGACAAGAGAUGGAAAGAAGUCGCAUGGUAGUAAAAGGGAGAGAGGAUACUUAUCCUCAUAGAGACUGGGAUUCUAUCCCGAACCAUCAUUCACAUGUGAAAACUGAUAGCUUUGACAGGCGAAAGGAGAGGGACAGUUCUGAUGGAGGAUGGCAACGGAGAGAUGAUGAUCCGCAUGGUAGAAGAAUUCGACCUGAAGAUGCAAGGAAGCAGGAGCGUGGUGAUGAAAUGGGAUCUAGGCACAGGAGUAAGGUUCGAGAGAGUGAGAGGAGCAACAAAGAUGAGCUUCUUCAUUCAAGAAAGCUGUUGGACAAUGGCAGUUGGAGGGGCCAUCAAGAUAAAGACAUGGGAUCACGACACAGAGAAAGAGAUGAUAAUUUGAAGAGUCGUUAUGGAAACUUGGAUGACCUCCAUGGCAAAAGAAGAAAAGAUGAGGAGUAUCUAAGAAGGGACCAUGCUGAAAAAGAAGAGACCUUGCAUAGCCACAGAGAAAGUGCUAGUCGUCGGAAACGAGAAAGGGAUGAUGUUUUGGACCAGCGCAAGAGAGAUGAUCAACCAAGAAUAAGAGAUAACCUCGAUGAUCACCAUUCUGUUAGGCACAAAGAUGAGGGCUGGAUGCAGAGGGAGAGGGGGGAGAGGCAGCGGGAAAGGGAAGAGUGGCAUAGGCUCCGGCAACCCCAUGAAGAAAAUCUUUCAAAGCGGGAAAGAGAAGAAGGAAGAGGAGCAGUAAGGAGUGGGCGAGGUGCAGAAGACAAAGCAUGGGUCAGCCAUGCUAGGGGAAAGGACGAGUAUAAAGGCUCUGAUAAAGACUACCAAUAUAAAGACACAGGGAGGCACAGCGAACAGCCUAAGAGAAGGGAUCGGGUAGAGGACGAAAGUUUUUCACAUCACAGGGGACGUGAGGAUGUCUAUGCUCGUGGAAGUCAAUUUAGUAAUGAGGAGAGAAGAUCAAGGCAGGAAAGGUCAAGUGCUCGUAAUGAUCAUUCUGCCAAUGCAUCUGAUCACCAGAGGGUGCACGACAAAAAACAUAAAGAGAAUACAAGGAAGAACAAAGAAUCUGAGGGUGCUGAUAUCAGCACUUUGGGCCCUUCAAAGAGAAAUCAGGAAGAUCACAAUAGCCAGAGAAAUGAGACGGUCAUCUCGAAGGGCACAAGUGAGCAAGGAAAUGGUGAGCAUGAGAUCCUGGUGCACCGUCAGUCCAGAAAGCAUAGGGAAGAUGCAUCUUCAGAUGAUGAGCAGCAAGAUUCAAAGAGAGGGCGGUCCAAAUUGGAGCGCUGGACAAGCCACAAGGAGAGGGAUUACAACCUCAAUAUCAAGCCAUCUUCGUCCAUAAAGGUUAAGGAGAUCGAGAGGAAUAAUAGUGGUGGAUCUCCAUUAACUGGCAAGUUUCCAGACGAAUCUGCCAAGACAGUUGAGGCUGUUGAUAGCCAACACCAUGUUGAGGAAAAGGAUGCUGGUGACCUUGAGAUUAAGGAUGCUGAUAUGAAACCGAUGGAAGAUCGUCACCUGGACACAGUUGCAAAGUUAAAGAAACGAAGCGAGCGGUUCAAGCUUCCGAUGCCAAGUGAGAAGGAAGCUGUGGCUGUUAAAAAAGUGGGAAGUGAAGCACUGCCUCCACCCCAACUGAGACUCCUGCGGAUUCAGAGAUAAAGCAAGAGCGCCCAGCCAGGAAAAGGAGGUGGGUUGGUAACUAAAUGUGAAGUGAAGGGGCCAGUUUUAAUUGGUCAUUUGUCACUACUGCAGUUCUGGGGAACUCCUGCUCAGCCCGAUUCUUUGUUCUAGACUCUGAAGGUCUGGUCCCAUUGUGGUGCAUCAUGUUUAAGGUUGCCUUGUGUAGGGCCCCAGAGAUUGAUUGCCAUAUGACCUCCAUUAUAUAAUCUUGUAACCUUUCUGCUGCUGCUCUAUACUUGGUUCUUCUUUAUGUUAUGUAUAUACUAGUGAAUGUAACAUUGAAUUGGCCAUCUGUGUGGCACACAAUUGGUUGUCUGUCGGAGUAGCAAAGCAUCAAUCCAUAUUUUGUUACACAGAUUAUUGGGGGUGCUAAGAAGGUCCUACACAGCAUGGCCAGUUGUGCCAACAGGAUCUCUGCCCUAACCGAGGGUGAGGCAUUAAGUCUGACGCUGGCUGCUUCUUCGGGCUGCGACUGCUUAGAGGUUCAAACAAAUGUUAGAGCCCAGGAACCCGAAGGCCAAACUCGAAAGGAGGAUGCCCUGAUGCCCUGAUGCCCUGAUCUGCCUUUGCAGGGGAUUUGAAUGAACAUUAUAAUUUCAUUUUUGUUAUAUGUAGUAUGUAUUUUUAUUAGUCUUUAUCCCAGUUUCCCUCCCUUGUAUGGAAGAGAAGGGGAUCUGAAAGUCCCUAGUGUCAGAACUUGGGAAUUCCUCUAUCCGUUUUAAGGAAUAUAAUGGAAUGAGAUUUCAAAAGAAA